Ornithorhynchus anatinus (platypus) is the source of this 1482-nucleotide messenger RNA. RefSeq names its product zinc finger protein 629-like. Lineage: Eukaryota; Metazoa; Chordata; Mammalia; Monotremata; Ornithorhynchidae. Gene Ontology annotation, cellular component: nucleus. Gene Ontology annotation, biological process: regulation of transcription by RNA polymerase II. The record is from RefSeq and is a predicted model, not a curated record. Bases 126 to 1391 code for a protein of 421 amino acids. The transcript has 3 exons. Gene Ontology annotation, molecular function: DNA-binding transcription factor activity, RNA polymerase II-specific; RNA polymerase II cis-regulatory region sequence-specific DNA binding.
UCCCCUGCCCUGCCCGGCCACGGCCGGUCGGGCCCCAUUUCUGACCCCGGCAGCCCCAGGGGACCGUUGAUCCCCGGUCCCCCAGGAGCGGGCGCCUCGUUGGAGAACUGGGCCCGACCUUCCGGAUGGAGCGAAGAACGGAACCGAGGAUUCCAGAGGAGAGAGGUGCUCACCCAGGAUCCGUGAGCGAACGCGAGGAGGAACGACCCCGGGAGAAAGGACCCGUGAAGGAGGGGCCUGAAGAGACUCUCUCCGGAACCCCUCUCAGGGUCGAGUUGUCCUCAGCUUGGCCCUUGGAAGACCCUCCCCGGAAUCCCGAGGACGAGGACCUUCAAGAGGUGCCUUCGGGACAGGCUAACAACAUCCCGGAGGAGGGAUGGGGCCCGCCGCCUCCCUCGGAGCGGCGGGAGAAACAGCUUACUCCCUCGCCCGUCCCUCGGGCUUCCGUCGUGUGGGGUGCACCGUAUCAGUGCGCCGACUGUGGGAAAAGAUUCUGCCUGAGGUCCAAUUUCCUGACUCACCAGCAAACCCACGUGGGAGAGAGGCGCACGAACCGCCUCACGUGUGGGGCCGGCUUCAGUGACUGCGCCAGCCUCAUGGCCCAUCAGAAAUCCCACGGCAGAGACCAAACGCACACCUGCCCCGAAUGUGGGAAGAACUUCAGCGACGCCACCAACCUCAACACUCACCUGAGGGUCCACACCGGGGAGAAGCCCUACCGGUGCCCCGUCUGCGGGCAGAGCUUCAGCCAGAGCUCUGGCCUCAUCCGACACCAGAGGACCCACACGGGCGAGAAGCCCUACGGCUGCCCUGAGUGCGGAAAGGGGUUUAGACAGAGCUCGGACCUGGUGGAGCACCACCGCACCCACACGGGCGAGAGGCCGUACGCCUGCGGAGAUUGCGGGCAGAGCUUCACCCGGCCUUCCAACCUGGUCAACCACCGCCGCACCCACGUCCCCAAGCGGCUGUUCCAGUGCCUCGAGUGUGGGAAGAGUUUUCAGCAGAGCACCAGCCUCAGUCGCCACCGGAAAACCCACACGGGAGAGAAGCCGUACACGUGCCCAGAAUGCGGGAACAGCUUCAGCCAGAGCUCCAACCUUCUCACCCACCAGCGGAGCCACACCCUGGAGAAACCGUACAAGUGUCCCGACUGCGGCAAGAGCUUCAACCGGGCUUCCAAUCUCCUCCAGCACCGCAAAACCCACGCGCCCGACAGACCCUAUAAAUGCCCCCACUGUGAGAAGGCCUUUAGCCGCAGCUCAAACCUCCUGAUCCACCAGGGCAUUCACACGGGGGAGAGACCCUACAAAUGUCCCCAGUGUGGGAAAGGUUUUGGGUCUGGCUCCAACCUGAUCCAGCAUCUGGAAACCCACUCAGGAGGAAAAGCUUAAAAGGGACCGCUCCAGGAACAGUGGCGGGGAGGGAAUUUUGUACCUCAAGUCCGUGUUGUGUUAAAAUGUAUUAACAACAUCCUCUGGGAUU